This is a messenger RNA of Protobothrops mucrosquamatus (brown spotted pit viper), 1026 nucleotides long. It is a transcript of the gene ARPC5L, whose product is annotated as actin related protein 2/3 complex subunit 5 like. Gene Ontology annotation, molecular function: actin filament binding. Gene Ontology annotation, biological process: Arp2/3 complex-mediated actin nucleation; regulation of actin filament polymerization; cell migration. The record is from RefSeq and is a predicted model, not a curated record. The transcript is spliced from 4 exons. Bases 1 to 489 code for a protein of 162 amino acids. Gene Ontology annotation, cellular component: Arp2/3 protein complex; actin cytoskeleton; cytoplasm. Lineage: Eukaryota; Metazoa; Chordata; Lepidosauria; Squamata; Viperidae.
AUGGCGCGGAGCUCGCUCUCCUCGCGCUUCCGCCGCCUGGACAUCGACCAGUUCGACGAGAACCGCUUCGUGGAGGAGCCCGACGGCGCCGAGGCCGGGAGCGGGGCCGGCGCGGCGGAGGGCAACGGAGGAGGGCCCGGCCCGGAGGUGGAAGCGGCGCUGCGGCAAUAUCUUUUCGGGGACUUGCUCCGAGCCUUCCACGCAGCUUUACGGAACUCUCCUGGGAACACCAAGAACCCAGGUGCAAAGGAGCAGGCCCAGGAAGUGGUGCUGAAAGUCCUGACGUCCUUCAAGAGCAGCGAGAUCGAGCAGGCGGUCAAUUCCUUGGACAGCAGCGGCAUCGACUUGUUGAUGAAGUACAUUUACAAAGGGUUUGAAAAGCCGACGGAAAACAGCAGCGCUAUUCUACUUCAGUGGCACGAAAAGGCCCUGGCGAUAGGAGGACUCGGCUCAAUAGUCAGGGUUCUCACCGCGCGGAAGACGGUCUAAAAAGCCGGGGACCCGGGACGCCAAGAACGACUUUGGGAGCCGGGAAGUGCCUCCACAUUUUGGUUACUCCUCUGGGGACCGGCAGCCUCCCACCGAAACGCAACCGGGAGAAGGAAGCACUCUCUUCUCUUUCCCCUGGAGGCACCGGAAGAAGCGGAUGUCCUCGUUUUCCGACUGACUGGACUUGCCGCCGGGAGGGGGAGACAGCCUGCGAUUUGUGGCUGCCGUUGCUGCUCUGGCCCGCUGAAUGUGUGCGCGUGUGUAUGUGUGUGAAACUUUUAAUUUAAACGUGAACACACGUUUGCGGUGUCCGGGGAAGGUGGCGUGGGGAAGGGAUGGUAGCUACGGUGUGAGAAGCAAAACGUCGGCCCGGUUUGGGGGUGUUAAAGGGAAGGAAGGCGUUGUUAAGCCAGUGGGCCUUUUUUUUUUUUUGUACAUAGUUUAAGAAUUGCUGGGCUCGGCGCGGAUGUCGGUUUCUUGUAAAGUGCCUGCUACUCUUUAAUUCAAAUAAAGUUCUUGGAGGGUUAGUUUAAACCA